UCUGGAAAAGUAGGGAAACGUCAAUAGAAUUUUCUAUCACACGGGUAGAUUUACGUAACGAGUAAUUCUGCGAAUUUUUCAAAACAGUGGUGAAUUUUUAAGCCUUAAAUCUAUUUGCUAUUCCAUACGAACUAGAACAAAAUGCCAAGACGUGGACGUUCACCAUCGCCUUCAAGGGGAAGCAAUUUGCCGGCUAGGGCUCCACCAGCACCUGCUCCAGCCCCAGUGCAAGCGGCCCCAGCUCCAGCACCAUCUCAAGGACCUGGUUUAUUUGGCCAGAUGGCCGCAACUGCUGGUGGUGUUGCUGUCGGUUCAGCUAUAGGGCACACUGUUGGACAUGCUGUUACAGGAUUGUUCAGUGGCGGAUCCACUGAAUCAGCUCCCCAACCCCAACAGGCAGCGAUGACUCCUCCACCACAGCAGUAUGGGGGGCAACAAAGCUCUGAACCAACAGGGCCUUGUGCUUGGGAAAUUAAACAGUUUUUACAAUGUGCUUCUACCCAGUCUGAUUUAACAUUGUGCCAGGGUUUUAAUGAAGCCAUUCAGCAAUGCAAAGUUAGAAACAAUUUGGCAUAAAUUUGGAAAGUCUUGGAUAAAUUCAUGUGAUUAGAAAUACCUUAGUCUGAGCUAAAUUUAUAGACAAUUUUAUUUUAAAAUAUUCCAUGUGAUACCAAUUAUUAUUUGGGGGUAUUUUCUGUCCUGAAUAAUAAAUCCAUAAAAAGUAGAGGUGUCUAGUUUGCCUUGCAUUUCUGUUGAUUGUGUUUUGUUCACAAUAAAAAUUUCUUGAGAA
This is a messenger RNA of Cylas formicarius (sweet potato weevil), 790 nucleotides long. RefSeq names its product coiled-coil-helix-coiled-coil-helix domain-containing protein 10, mitochondrial (gene Chchd2). Gene Ontology annotation, biological process: mitochondrion organization. The coding region runs from base 142 to 576 and encodes 144 amino acids. NCBI's taxonomy places the organism in Eukaryota, Metazoa, Arthropoda, Insecta, Coleoptera, Brentidae. The transcript has 4 exons. Gene Ontology annotation, cellular component: mitochondrion; nucleus. The record is from RefSeq and is a predicted model, not a curated record.